AUGGUUCAAAUCGAAGUGGUAAAGAACGUGCAUACGUCAGAUAUAAAGGACGGAGUUAUCCACAACGGCCUGCUGUACACGGUGGGAAGAGACAGGCACGUCCGUGUUUCUACGCUUGACGGUUUGGAAGAGGUGUGGGUCUCUAAGGAUUUGGGGGCGCCUGCAAACUCUGUCUGCGUGCACAAGGAGUGCGUGUACGUGGGGCUUCAGACAGGCGAAAUACUGAGAUAUCGAAUAUCCUCGAAAAAGGAGGCUUCUGGCAAGGCAGAAGAGGGCGCGGUCUCUCUCGAGCUCGAAAGCCGGGAUGCGGUGCAUUCAGAUAACGUGUGCUCUCUCAGCGAGUGCAGCGAAGGCGUUCUCAGCACGUCGUGGGACAGCACAGUGGGCCUGACAAGAGAGUCGGGCCCUUCUGAAGUUUCUAAAAUAGAAAACACGGCGUGGUCGGCCAAGAAGCUGCCAGAGUCUGACACGGUGCUUGCAGGGUCCAUAAACGGAGCUGUUUCUGUGCUGAGGAAAGUGAGCGGAACCUACCAGCAGGAAAAAGGGCUUAAAAUGCACUCUACGUGCAUUCGGGACAUUGUGAUGGAGGCAGACAGAUACGUCUCUGUCUCUAACACCGGAGUGGUUAUUGCAUCAACCCACUCCGGGCGGGUUUUGCACAAGACAGACCUAAACAACACGAGCUUCCGGGUCAACGCGUAUGCUGGCGAGUCUGUCCGCGGAUACAUUGUUGCGUCUGACCAGGGAAUGGUCUAUGUUCUGGACCAGAACCUGGAAAGCCUUUUCAGCAUUGCAGCACCCACUCUGUCCUGCUGGAAUGCGGUGGCGCAUGAAGGCAGGGUGUAUGUGCUCGGGUCAGACGGGCGCAUCUAUGUGUUUGGAGAGAAUAAGAGCGAAAAGUACCAGAAGGUGCUGGAAGAGAUCCAGGACGAGCUAAACAGCGCCAGGAAAAGCGCGGAGGAAAAGGCGCCUAGCCCUGCCGCGGCCUCGUCGGAGGAGAAAGACAGCCCUAGAUACAAGGUGGUGGACGGGAAUGUGUACGUUAUGAAGGACGGCGAGUGGGAGCUUUUUGGAAACCAGAUAGAGGAAAAAAAGAAAGACCACACAAUUACCAUAACGCUGGGAAGUGCCAGCUACACGCUGUCGUUUGACAAAACAGAGAACUACUAUGACGUAGCGUGCGGGUUUGUGAAGCAGAACAACCUAGGCGCAGAGUACGUUCCCGAGAUAGUUGAGUUUCUGAACAAGAACUUCUCCAAGCCAGAAAAAAGAGAUAUUUCUAAGUAUUUUGUGUACGACACAAUAAACAUGGAAGUGGUUGGAAAAAAGAUAGAAAGCCUCCCCAACGCCCCAGAGGUGGUGGAGUAUCUCAAAAAGACGCAGGAAACUGGGAGCCCCCAGGAGAACGAGCGCGAAAUAGAGGCCAUUCUGGGGGAGUGGCUGGAAAAUGGCACAGAAAAAAUAGCUGUUUUGGACAUAUACAAGUAUUUAAUAGCAAAGGGCGCAGACUUUGACCUUUUCUUCCUGAAAAGCCUGAAGCCGCUGGAGUGCAAGAAAACAGCUCUUGUGUUUGCGCUUAUUGCUACGAAUGUGCUGGCAAUGCGCCCAGAGUGCAGGACUCUGGUGGACGUGACAAUGAUGAAAAUCAUCGACAAAGGCCUAGUGAAUGUAAAAAUACUGCAGAAUUACAAGAACAACAAAAAUGUAUAG
Nematocida major is the source of this 1710-nucleotide messenger RNA. RefSeq names its product phospholipase A-2-activating protein. Gene Ontology annotation, biological process: proteasome-mediated ubiquitin-dependent protein catabolic process; ubiquitin recycling. The transcript has a single exon. Bases 1 to 1710 code for a protein of 569 amino acids. Gene Ontology annotation, cellular component: nucleus; cytoplasm. Gene Ontology annotation, molecular function: ubiquitin binding. The record is from RefSeq and is a predicted model, not a curated record. Lineage: Eukaryota; Fungi; Microsporidia.